This is a messenger RNA of Dermochelys coriacea (leatherback sea turtle), 952 nucleotides long. Its product is annotated as ribonuclease-like. The record is from RefSeq and is a predicted model, not a curated record. NCBI's taxonomy places the organism in Eukaryota, Metazoa, Chordata, Testudines, Dermochelyidae. Gene Ontology annotation, molecular function: nucleic acid binding.
AUGUGGGAUGGUACCAGCAGCAGUGAAGGCAGUCAGACGCAGCCCCGCUUGACUCCGGUCCUGGGAGUCAGCUGGAAGUAUCCCACAAUUCCACAGGACAACUUCCUUACUCCUCUCACAGCCACAGCUCAGCCAACAAUGAAGAAAAGGAUGGGUCCAGGCCUCCUGCUGCUGAUUUUCCUCUUGCUGGCCUACAUGGCCAUGGCCAGGAGAGAGACGCUGUACGAGAAGUUCCAAUGGCAGCAUGUCGACACCUCCAGGAGCUGGGAUCAUGACUCCAACCGCUACUGCAACCUCAUGAUGCCGCGGAGGAACAUGACGGAGUCCAGCUGCAAAGAGCUCAACAGCUUCGUCCACGGGGUGCUGGCGGGGGUAGUUGCCAUCUGUGGCUCAGAGGGGACAUGGCAUCAUGGGAACUUUUACUACAGCAACUCGCCCUUCCGGAUCACAGACUGCCAGACCACAGGGGCAUCCUGCUGGCCCCGCUGCAUUUACAGGGGAGUCAUGAGCCAUAACAGAAUUUGUGUCACCUGCACAAAUAAGCCUGUGCACUAUGCCCUGCCAUCGGUAUGCAGCGGCCCGUGAGCCGUGGGGCAGACAUGAAGUCCUGCAGCUUCUCUGGGUUUUGGCAAUGCUGGCAGCCCUGCACGCCCAUAGCUGCAGGACGCUGUCCCCAUCCUCCUCCCCAAAUGAGUAUUUGGGCACCGCACUGGGGACAGCAACAAAGGCUGUUAUUCCUUUUUCUAUGGCAAAUUAUAGCUGCCCCUUUCCCUCCCCCACCCUCUGCUCCCUCUAGUGCCCAUUAUAUAAUAUGGGCACCUUUUCCCCAUCCUUUAUCCAUGGAGGGGAGGCGGGGGGGUGUGUCAAAGUGCAGUGGAGAUGUUACCAGCCUGAGCCCUGGAUGCUGUUUUCUCUUGCUUCUUCCUGCGAUAAAAUACUUUUUGCAAGUGCA